This is a messenger RNA of Calliphora vicina (urban bluebottle blowfly), 4668 nucleotides long. RefSeq lists its product as uncharacterized. The record is from RefSeq and is a predicted model, not a curated record. Bases 1 to 4668 code for a protein of 1555 amino acids. Gene Ontology annotation, molecular function: nucleic acid binding. The transcript is spliced from 2 exons. NCBI's taxonomy places the organism in Eukaryota, Metazoa, Arthropoda, Insecta, Diptera, Calliphoridae.
AUGUCGUUGGAUCAAUUCAUUCGCUUAGCCGAUAGCAUUGUUGAGUUCGAAGCUGACCUAAACGAUAACAGAUAUCCUUUGACAACACAUCAUGCACUCGAAGUGCAUCGUUUCGAACUAAAGUCGCUUUGGAAUCGAAUUAGGAUAGCUUACGAACAGUUCUUAGCUGAGGCUGAAAAAGAAACUAAUGAGGGAGAGGAUCCAAUUGAUAUAGAAUCAUUUAAGCAAAAGUAUAAAAGCACUUACACUACAUAUUGCAAUUGUUUGACAAAAGUGGGCCAGCUGUCUGACGAUCUUCGUGACCAGCAAGUUUCAAGUCCGGAAGUGGUGACACGUCCAACCGAUCUUUCCGCUAUACGCAUCUCUUCUCAUGAUGUUAUCCCAAAUCCUAUUCCUUCCGUAUCUCAUAGUUUUCACUUGCCACCUGUUGAGAUCGAAACAUUUCAUGGUGACUAUGCUUCAUGGCCUACCUUCCGGGACAUGUUUACCGCGAUUAUGUCCAACUCUAGGGCCAGCAAUGUCGAAAAAUUGUUCUUUUUAAUGCAGAAAACAACAGGUGAGGCCAAAGAGAUUGUUCGAAAAAGUCCUUUAACAAAUCAAGGUUUCGACUUGGCAUGGAAAAACCUAUGUUUGCGAUAUGAGAACCGGAGAGUAUUGGUUAAUGGUCAGUUGAAGAUCCUCUUCAACCUAAAACCAAUUCAUUCCGAAUCAGGCACCGCUCUCAAACAAUUGCAAAGAGAUAUAAAUUCCUGUAUAUCUAUUCUAAAACUUUACAAUAUUGACGUCGCUAGUUGGGACCCUAUUUUCGUAUUCAUAUGUACGAAUAAGCUUCCAGAGAAUACCUUGACGCUAUGGGAACAACAGUUAAGCGAUAAGACUGAAAUUCCAAAGUGGUCAGAGUUAGACCAAUUCCUGACUAAUCGCUACAGGACCUUGGAAUCUGUCACAGAGAUUCGUGGUUCAAGUUCUACCAAAAGCAAUGAUCAAAAACCAAAAAAUAUGUCCAGUUCCAUUUCUAAUAAAAAAGUUCAUAGCUUUCAAGCAAAAGUGUCCACUCCUAAGUGUCAGUUGUGUCCAAAAGAAACCCACACGAUUCGUAAGUGCGCCAAAUUUUUAAAAAUGAGUUAUCAACAACGCCUGGAAGAAAUCAAAAAGGAGGGUUUGUGUCUGAAUUGUUUUUCGAAAACGCACAGUGUAAGAAAUUGCACUAGUAAACAUAGUUGCUUUAAAUGUCAAAAAAGACACAACACUCUUCUUCAUAAGGAUGUUGAUAACUCUAAUUCCUCUCAACAAGGCCCAAGUACCAGUAGUUCAGCACUCAAACCUACCUCGGCCCCCUAUUAUCCUUCUAAUUCUGGUCCAAUACAGUCCACUAAUGAUUCCACUUCUGGCCGAGUUCAAUCUUGUUUUGCUUCUAAUUCAAAGUGUGUUCUACUGGGAACAGCUUGGGUGUACAUUUUACAUUUGGGCACAAAAUAUCAGGUACGGGCAUUGAUAGAUUCUGGGUCAGAAGGAACGUUUAUUUCUGAGCGACUUCUGAAUACCAUUAAACUUCCCUCACAGCCUAAUAAUGCACAGAUUUCUGGGUUGAAUAACACAGUUUCUGCAAAAGUUCAACGUCAAUGUUCUAUUGUUGUGGGUUCUAAUAUAAAUAGCGACAUCUCCAUUUCAGUCACAGCUCUAGUGGUUCCUCACUUGUCCAAUAACCUCCCUUCUCAAAGCUUUUCUCAUUCGAAAUUUUCGAGCCUUCCUGAUAUUCAAUUGGCAGAUCCAAAGUUUUAUUCAAGUUCGAAAAUAGAUAUGUUGAUUGGCGGUGACGUGUUUCCAUUAAUUGUUCGUUCAGGGAUUAUACAUAAUGUAUGUGAAUCUCUUUUAGCCCAAGAAACCGUUUUCGGAUGGAUUCUUACCGGGCCGGUUACACGUCAGUCCAAUACCAAUCUUACAAUUGCUUCUCAUUUUUGUGAAAUUACUUUGGACAAGGCCAUUUCGCGCUUUUGGGAGGUGGAGAAUCUUCCUAAGAAGAACUUUAUGUCUCCUUCUGACAGGGCAUGUGAAGAACUAUAUUUUCAAACGACGAGUAGAAACUCAGAUGGUCGUUACAUAGUUUCGUUACCCUUUAAGGAGGGUUUUCCAGAUAGUCCGAGCAUUGGUCAUUCUCGAUCCAGUGCGAUGGCACAAUUUCUUCGAAAUGAGGCUAGGCUAAUUCGAAAUGCUGACCUUAAAUUCGAAUACGACAAGGUUGUUCGGGAAUACGAAGAACUUGGUCAUAUGACCAAAGUCAGUUCUUCAAAUCUCUCUGAUAAUUCUAAGGUAUAUUACCUUCCACACCAUGCAGUCGUUAAACCUGAUAGCCUCACUACAAAGGUCCGUGUAGUGUUUAAUGCUUCGUCUCCUUCUUCCAAUGGACUCAGUCUGAAUUCUGUCCUUCAUGUAGGUCCUAUUCUGCAAAAUGACCUUACUUUACUAAUUCUAAGAUGGCGAUUCUUUAAGUUUGUUUUCAAUGCAGAUAUUCAAAAAAUGUAUCGGCAGAUUUUGGUUGAUCCGAAACACACUUCGUAUCAACGAAUUCUAUUUCGUGAUAGUCCGAAUAGUCCAAUAUGUGACUAUGAAUUGAAAACGGUAACCUUUGGUGUGAAUUGCGCGCCAUAUUUGGCGAUUCGUACACUUCUACGACUAGCAGAUGACGUUCAGGACACUUUGCCCAUAGCCAGUUCGAUUCUUCGAAAGUCGAUGUAUGUGGACGAUGUUUUAGCCGGAGCACAUUCAAAACGAGAUGCCAUAAUUGCAAAAAGGGAGCUAAUCCAAGCUCUACACUCAGCUGGGUUCGAGUUGAGAAAAUGGACAUCCAAUUCCGUGGAUAUAUUAACAGAUAUUCCAAAAGAUCAUUUACUACAUGAACAUUUUCUAAUAUUCGAAGAUAAUAGUUCUGCAAAAACUCUGGGAAUUCGUUGGAAUGCUCAUUCCGAUGAGUUUUACUUCGAUGCAAGACAAUUCGAGAAGUCGACAGUAUAUACGAAAAGAGAAGUUCUUUCCAGAAUAGCCAAAUUGUUCGAUCCUGCUGGAUGGCUAGCGCCAUGUAUUGUUCUAGCAAAAAUGCUCAUGCAACGUAUAUGGAUAGAUGGCACUGAUUGGGACGAAAACCUAUCUCCUGAAACACUUCAUCAGUGGAAGUCAUUCGAAGAAAGUUAUCCGUCAAUCAAUUCCAUUCGAAUUCCUCGAUGGAUUGAUUAUGUUAUAAAUGCUGAUGUCCAAUUCCAUGGAUUUUGCGAUGCCUCGGAGAAAGCUUACGCAGCAGCAUUAUACAUCCGCAUAUCCUUAAAUAGUUCUGUUCAAACACAUUUGAUUUCAUCUAAAACUAAAGUUGCACCAAUCAAGACACUGUCCAUUCCAAGACUUGAACUUUGUGGUGCAUUACUUCUUGCUGAAAUGAUUGAGAACCUGAUACCAAGCUUAGAUGUGGAUAACUAUACCAUAACAUGUUGGACGGAUUCAACAAUUGUACUUUCCUGGCUUGCAAAACCAGCAUGUAAUUGGCUUACCUUCGUGGCUAAUAGAGUUUCAAAAAUAACCCAAAUAGUCCCCUUUUCUAGAUGGAAGCACAUAAUCUCCGAAGAAAAUCCAGCUGACUUAGCAAGCCGUGGUAUUUCACCAUCAGAACUAAACAACAACAAAUUAUGGUGGUUCGGUCCUUCUUGGCUUAAGAAUUCCAUUUCUGAUUGGCCAAAUCAACAUUUGUUCGAUACUCCUAAUACAGAUCUAGAAAUCAAACCUAUUCGCGUCCAUUUUUCAUUCUUUUCUGAUUUCGAUGAUUUGUUAGAAAGAUUUUCAUCAUUUUCAAAGGCAAUGCGCGUAAUGGCAUAUGUCUAUAGGUUUUUCUACCGUACACAUCCAAGGUUUCGUUCAAGUUUCUAUAAGGAUUCCACCCUGAUCUCAAGUUGUGAAAUAAUUUCCGUUCGUGACAGACUUAUUUCCGUUUGUCAAAAGGCAGCUUAUCCAAACGACUAUAGAGCUCUUUCAUCUCGACGAGUUGUUUCCAAAUCCAGUAGUAUCCUAAACCUCAAUCCGUUUCUAGAUGAAGAAGCUGGCGCCCCACAUAUGGGCGGCCUAUGGGAGGCUGGUGUGAAGAGUUUCAAAGCACAUUUCCGAAAAACUGCAGGCUGUCACAAAUACACGCAUGAAGAGUUAUCCACACUAUUAUCCAAAAUUGAAUCUUGUUUGAAUUCCCGGCCAAUUUCUCCAGUGUCAACUGAUCCUACAGAUCUUUGCGCAUUAACUCCAGGUCAUUUCCUUAUAGGUUCACCAAUCCUCGCACCUAUCGACCCCCAGGUUAACGACUCAUCCGUAUCCAUAACUAAUCGAUGGCAAAAAUUAAAACUGGUUCAUCAAAACUUCUGCCAACGAUGGAAAAAUGAGUACUUGAAAGAACUUCAUAAAAGAAUAAAAUGGCAAAGACCCGAGCAGAAUCUACAAGAAGGAUCACUUGUCGUCAUAAGAGAUGAAAACCUCCCACCGAAUUCAUGGCGACUUGGUAGAGUGACAAAAAUCUACUCUGGCUCAGACAAUCGAGUUCGCGUUGCAGAAGUUUUCACACAACGAGGCAUUAUAAAGCGUCCAAUCGUUAAACUUAUUCUUCUGCCUACAGAAUCUGAGUUGCGUCCCCCCUCUUAG